This is a messenger RNA of Dendronephthya gigantea, 1816 nucleotides long. Its product is annotated as alpha-(1,6)-fucosyltransferase-like. Lineage: Eukaryota; Metazoa; Cnidaria; Anthozoa; Malacalcyonacea; Nephtheidae. Bases 1 to 1563 code for a protein of 520 amino acids. Gene Ontology annotation, molecular function: alpha-(1->6)-fucosyltransferase activity; protein binding. The record is from RefSeq and is a predicted model, not a curated record. Gene Ontology annotation, biological process: protein N-linked glycosylation. The transcript has 4 exons.
AUGAAGGAUUCCUCGUCUCAAAGAACGACGCAUCGGUUGAAAAGUAGUAGUACAUCUACAAAGCCAUCUCACGACCCGAGAGAGCAUCAGGGCGACAGCAUUGCGCCAAGAAAUGCAUCAGUUGAACGAUUUGAACAUAAAACAGAAGCUCCAAGCUUGAAGCUGGAAAAAAUAAGACGAAGGGCAAUGAAGGAGCAUCGUGAAAUGUGGUAUUAUCUUAGCGCUGAAGUCACAAAAAUUAACAAAAACUUAGGAAGUUCUCUGAAAGCAAGAUUAACGGAAAUGUUGGAUAACUUUGCGGAAAUGCAUCGAACUUUGGGAAACAACCUCGACAGAAUAAACAAUCAUGAUUCCCUGUUAAGCUGGCGUAAGAAAGAGCAAGCGAAGCUUAGCAAACUAGUACAAAACCGUUUGAAGCGUUUACAGAAUCCAAAGGACUGUAAUUCCGCACGGAAACUGCUAUGCGAUUUGAACAAAGGCUGUGGUUACGGAUGUCAAGUGCACCAUCUUUUAUAUUGUUUUAUAACCGCAUAUGGCACUAAACGAACGCUAAUCAUAAACUCUUACGGCUGGAGAUAUUCGGAAAAGGGUUGGGAGGGUGUAUUUGUACCAGCCAGCAACACAUGCACAGUUGCUAAAGGACAGCACGAAAUGUGGUCAGUAAAUUCUGAAAACAGUAAGAUCGUUCAACUACCAAUUGUCGAUGGCAUAUACCCCGAGCCCAAACACCUACCUCUUGCGGUUCCCAAGGAUUUGGUAGAAAGGAUCCAGUCGUUCCACGGUUUCCCCUUUGUGUGGUGGAUUGGACAGUUUGCCAAGUAUUUGUUCCAAUAUCAACCUAAAAUUAAGCAAGAAAUUGAUGAAAAAAAAAUUAUGUUAGGUUUUAAAACUCCGAUUGUAGGAAUUCACAUUCGUCGAACAGACAAAGUCAAUGUUGGCGAAGCGGCUUACCAUUCAAUCGAAGAGUACAUGUACUGGGUUGAUUUGUAUUACAAGAAACUUUCUUUAUCCCAGAAAGUUGAUCAGAAGAAUGUUUAUCUGGCUUCAGAUGACUUCACUGUUCUGUCUGAAGCAAAGAAAAAGUAUCCACAUUAUAACUUUGUAAGUGAUAAUGAAAUCUCGAAGUCUGCUGGAGUUAAUGAACGAUACAACGAGAAUUCACUUCAUGGAUUAAUUUUCGAUAUUCAAAUGCUCUCCGAGUGUGAUUUCAUUGUCUGUACGUUAUCGUCACAGGUAUGUCGUGUCGCCUAUGAAAUGAUGCAGGCUAAUUCACCAACAGACGCUUCAGAGAGAGUCCAGUCACUCGAUGACGUGUAUUACUUUGGUGGACAAUCUGUGAACGACGUUCAAGCAGUUUAUUCAUACAAAGCUAAGAAUUAUAAUGAAGUGAACAUGAAACCAGGUGACAGAUUGAAAAUUGCGGGCAAUCAUUGGGAUGGGUUCUCUAAGGGGACUUCGAGGGCGAACGGUAAACUUGGAAUGUUCCCUUCUUAUUUAGUAGAGAAAUAUGUUCAUAUUGUAGACUUUCCUGAUUAUUCAGAUUUUGAUAAAGAGUUGAAAUGAAUCUGUAUUUAUUAUCGCCGAUUUGGCGUUCAUAAGUCUAGUUUAUUAGCAAAUAAUUAUAUUUAAUCGAGACUUUUAUGGGACAAAAGCAGCGAUUAACUCCACAUUUCGCAAGCCGAAGAUACGAACAAUCAUUUUAUGCACAUAGGUCAGUCCAUUGUAUUAAAAAUAGGUUUAAUUGAUUAUCAUAUUACUAAAUAUUCAUAAAUUUAACGAUAAUAGAUAAAUUUUUAUUUAUAUCGUUUUUUAAUUG